Messenger RNA from Thermothielavioides terrestris NRRL 8126, 2079 nucleotides. RefSeq lists its product as uncharacterized. The coding region runs from base 1 to 2079 and encodes 692 amino acids. Gene Ontology annotation, biological process: urea transmembrane transport; spermidine transport; putrescine transport. NCBI's taxonomy places the organism in Eukaryota, Fungi, Ascomycota, Sordariomycetes, Sordariales, Chaetomiaceae. The transcript has 5 exons. Gene Ontology annotation, cellular component: plasma membrane. The record is from RefSeq and is a predicted model, not a curated record. Gene Ontology annotation, molecular function: putrescine transmembrane transporter activity; spermidine transmembrane transporter activity; urea transmembrane transporter activity.
AUGUCUCAUUCCGCUUCCAGCCAGGAGCACAUCGCAAGCGCGGCCCUCGGCCAGGGCGUCGGCUACGGCAUCGUGCUGGGUCUCGGAGGCGCCUUUGCACUAGGCAUGAUACUCGUUACCUCCAUCCUGCGCCGGUACAACCGGGAGCUCCAGACGUCCGAAAUGUUCAACACGGCCGGCCGCACCGUCAAAUCGGGCCUGGUCGCAUCUGCAGUCGUCUCGUCAUGGACCUGGGCAGCCACGCUGCUCCAGAGCACCGGCGUUUGCUACCGCUACGGCGUCUCGGGCCCCUUCUGGUACGCUUCGGGCGCGACCGUCCAGAUUCUGCUCUUUGCCACGCUGGCCAUCGAGCUCAAGAGACGGGCCCCCAACGCCCACACGUACCUCGAGAUCAUCAAGGCGAGAUACGGCACCUUCGCCCAUAUGGUCUUCCUGGUCUUUGGCCUGGCCACGAACAUCCUCGUAUCUCUCAUGCUGAUCGUCGGUGGUUCCGCCACUGUCAAUGCCCUGACCGGCAUGCACACGAUCGCUGCGAUUUACCUCCUCCCCAUCGGUGUCAUCGCAUACACACUCGUCGGCGGCCUAAAGGCGACCAUCUUGACCGACUGGAUACACACCUUCAUUCUGCUGAUUAUCAUCAUCGUCUUUGCCCUGACCGCCUAUGCCUCACACGACGUCUUGGGCUCCCCGAGCGCAGUUUACGAUUUGCUAGUGCAGGCAGCUGCCAGGCACCCUGUCGACGGUAACAAGGAUGGCAGCUAUCUUACUAUGCGGUCUCGCGAGGGCGCCAUCUUCUUCGUCAUCAACAUUGUUGGUAAUUUUGGCACCGUCUUCCUUGACAACGGCUACUACAACAAGGCCAUCGCCUCCUCUCCGGUCCACGCGCUCCCCGGAUACAUUCUCGGCGGCCUGUGCUGGUUCGCCAUCCCCUGGCUUACCGCCACCACCAUGGGCCUGACUGCCCUGUCCCUGGAAAAUACCCCUUGGUUUCCGACAUAUCCCGACCGCAUGAGUGAUGCCGAGGUGAGUGCCGGCCUGGUUCUGCCGUACGCGGCCGUCGCACUCCUCGGGAAAGGCGGCGCCGUCGCCACUCUGCUCAUCGUCUUCAUGGCCGUCACCAGCGCAACCUCGAGCCAGCUGAUCGCCGUCAGCACCAUCUGCACCUACGAUCUGUACCGCACCUACUUCAACCCCACAGCCAGCGGCAGGCGCCUCAUCUACAUGAGCCACGUGGUUGUGGUUGGCUACGGCAUCUUCAUUGCCACCUUCUCAGUCGGCCUCUGGUACGCAGGCAUCUCGAUGGGGUAUCUGUAUCUGAUGAUGGGCGUCAUCAUCUCCUCAGCGGUGCUCCCUGCGGCGCUCGCCUUGAUCUGGGCCGGCCAGAACAAGUGGGCGGCGUCGCUCUCGCCGAUCCUCGGCCUUGCCUGCGCCCUCAUAGCCUGGCUCGUCACCGCCAAGAAGGAGUGCGGUGAUCUGGGCGUGGCCUGCACAGGCUCCAACAACCCCAUGCUGGCGGGCAACGUGGCCGCCCUCCUCUCUCCUCUCGUGCUGAUUCCUAUCUUCACCGCCAUAUUUGGCAUCGACAAGUACGACUGGAAAUCCAUGAUGGAUAUCCGGAAAGGUGACGACCAUGAUCUCGCCGAUGCUGCGGGCCUCGACAUCGAGGAGAUCCCCGGCGGCCAUAGCGAGACACGCGUCGAGUUCGAGGAGGAACAGAAGAAGCUCCAGCGUGCGGGGAAAAUCAGCAAAAGCACAACAGUGGUUAUGACGCUGGCGUUUCUGGUCCUAUGGCCAAUGCCCAUGUACGGCUCCGGCUACAUCUUCAGCAAGCCGUUCUUCACCGGCUGGGUCUCCGUGGGCAUCAUUUGGAUCUUCUGCUCGUUUAUUGGCGUUGGCCUGUUCCCGGUUUUUGAGGGCCGCCGCACGCUUGUUCGGACAGUCAAGAGCAUUUACCUCGAUCUCGCCGGCAAGUCGCACCCCAAAACGAUCCAUGCGCGGGUCGCCGAUGAGCAGAAGUCACCCGGCGACGCCACUCCAACGGAGAAGAGUGACCCAAAAGAGUCGGUUGGGGCCGCAUAG